Messenger RNA from Rhizoctonia solani, 3018 nucleotides. Its product is annotated as Retrotransposable element Tf2 protein. NCBI's taxonomy places the organism in Eukaryota, Fungi, Basidiomycota, Agaricomycetes, Cantharellales, Ceratobasidiaceae. The record is from RefSeq and is a predicted model, not a curated record. The transcript has 7 exons. The coding region runs from base 1 to 3018 and encodes 1005 amino acids. Gene Ontology annotation, biological process: DNA integration. Gene Ontology annotation, molecular function: nucleic acid binding.
AUGGGUCAUGACAGAAACUCCCAGGCAGAACCCAUCAAAACCCUUAUAGACUCCGGCGCUACCUCCAAUUUCAUAUCCCCCGCUCUAGUAGAAAAACUCAAAAUCCCAAAAACCCUACUCAAAAACCCACAAGUAGUGAGAAUGUUAGAUGGUACAAUAUCUCAGACUGGUCGCAUAUGGCACCAGGUUCAACUUGCAGUCUUGGCCAACGGCCAUUUCCACCACAUUCCUUUUCUUGUUUGCCCCAUUGGUAACACCCCGGCUAUCCUUGGCAUGACAUGGCUCACAUUGGAAUCCCCCUUGAUUGACUGGCAACAGGGACUUGUCACGUUUCCUGAACAGGCCCUAAUAGCAUCCGAAGAAGAAGCAGAUAUCAACCCAUUAGCUGACCUUCCGGGACAGUACCAUGAAUUCGCUAAGGUCUUUGGGGAAGAAGAGUUCAAAGUCUUACCCCCCCAUAGGGAAUACGAUAUAGCUAUUGAUUUAUUACCGGAUGCCAAACUUUCACCUGGUCCAAUUUAUGGCAUGACUGACGCAGAAUCCAAGGCGCUGAAACAACACAUUGAUGAGGAGCUAGCAACAGGCAAGAUCCGCCCUAGUACCUCCUCGGCAGGUGCCCCAGUCAUGUUUGUGAAAAAAGCAGACGGAUCCCUCAGGCUAGUUGUUGAUUAUAGAAAGCUGAAUGACGUCACCCAUAAAAACGUAUAUCCUUUACCAAGGCAGGACAAUCUCAUGGCUAAACUUAGGCAUGCCAAAGUCUUCACUAAACUGGACCUACGCUGGGGGUAUAAUAAUGUUCGAAUCAAGGAAGGUGAUGAAUGGAAAACGGCCUUCAGAACCAAAUAUGGCCUAUUCGAAUACCUAGUUAUGCCUUUUGAAAGACCUGAGGACCAUCCAACCCACGUCAGGGAAGUCCUAUCACGCCUAUUGAAGAACCAGUUGUUCUGCAAGCUGUCCAAAUGUCACUUCCACGUUACCACCGUAGAUUAUCUAGGAAUUGUCAUCUCACCUGCAGGCUUCUCAAUGGAUCAAAAGAAGAUAGAAGCCGUCACUUCCUGGCCACACCCAGAACAGUCAAGCAACUCGGUUGCACGCCCCCUCCACAACCUCACCAAAAAGGAAACCCCCUGGUCAUGGGGUAACCUAGAGGAAGCAGCGUUCCAGGAACUGAAACUCCUUGUCACCCAGUCACUGGUCCUCAUCCAUUCCAACCCAAACCUACCCUAUUACUUGGAAACAGAUGCAUCGGGAGUAGCUAUGGGCGCCAUACUAAGCCAGAGGGGACCAGACAAUCAAUUACACCCUAUUGCCUAUAUGUCUAAGUUGUUCUCAGGGGCAGAGGCAAACUAUGACACCCACAACAAGGAACUUCUGGCCAUCAUCAAAGCCCUAGAGGAAUGGCGUAUCUUCUUAGAAGCAACAGACAAACCCAUACAGGCCAGAACCUUCAAUUGCAGACAUGCCCAAUGGCGCAUAUUCUUGAGCAACUUUAACUUUGAGAUCCACUACCAACCAGGGAAACAGUUGGGUAAGCCAGAUGCAUUGUCCAGACGGGCAGACUAUGUCAACAACCCCUCAGAACCAGAAGUCAUGCUCCCCGCAGAAGUCUUUGCCAACACGUCAGAAGAAGAACUGGAAAUUGUCACGGAGAUCCGCACCAAGCUUAGGGAAGACCCAUCCCUUGAGUCCAUUAUCCAGUUCCUCACAGAAGACGCGGACAACGCUCCUCCUUCCAUUCGUAAGGCAUAUAGAGAUUAUGACUGGGAAGAAGACCUCCUCUGGUAUCGUGGUAAACUAGUUGUCCCAGACUCAGAAGCCCUAAAGGAACAACUACUCAAAGAAUUCCACGACUCACCCCUGGCAGGGCACCCUGGACAGCAAAGAACCCUAGAACUCCUGAGCUGUAAUUACUGGUGGCCAGGAAUGAAGUCAUCCGCCAAGGAAUGGCCCUUAGAAGUUCCUCCCUUCCCGUUCCACACAAUAUCCUACAAUUUUAUUACCGGUUUUCCUAAGUCACAGGGCCACAAUGCUAUCUUAGUGGUAAUUGAUUCAUUCUCCAAGUUUGGGCAUUUCAUCCCCACUUCUAAGAAGGUUACCGCCAAAGGACUUGCAGACCUAUUCAUCACCCAUGUAUGGAAACUUCAUGGAUUACCGGUCAAAACAAUCUCUGACCGCGGAACUACCUUCACCGGGAAAUUCUUAAGGGCCCUCUACCAACGGCUUGGAGUCAAACCAGCGUUUUCCUCUGCGUACCACCCUGAAUCAGACGGACAGACAGAAAGAGUGAACCAGUUUAUUGAGUUUUACCUACGCUCCUACGUAGCCGCUGAUCAUUCGGACUGGGCCACUUGGUUGCCUUUGGCUGAGUACGCUUACAACAACGCCAAACAUGCGGCAACCGGGAAAACGCCCUUUGAACUUGUCUAUGGACAAAACCCGGUAAUGAACCCCUCCAACAUCCCAGCCAACGUCCCAGAAGCAGAUGCAGUGGCAGACACACUAGCCCAAGAAUGGAAAGAAGCCGAAUCAGCCCUCAGAAUGAGCAAAGAACAGAUGGCCAGGGACAAAGGAAUAAUACCGGAGUAUUCAGUAGGCAAAAAAGUCUGGCUAGAUGGGAAGAACGUAGAACUGUCGUACACCACUGUAAUGACCAAUUCAAAUAAGCUGGACCCUAAACAACUUGGCCCCUUCAAAAUCAUCAAGAAGGUCUCCAGCCACGCCUACCGCCUAGAGUUACCGGAAACCUUGAAGAUCCAUGACGUCUUUUACAUUGGGUUAAUCUCCAGAGUCCAUGAAUCCCCAAACCAGCCAUUCCCGGAACGACCCCCCCCUGAAACAAUAGAGGGAGAAGAGGAAUACGAGGUUGAGCAAAUCAUUGACUCCAAGCGACAACAGGGUUACGGUCCAGAAGACAACUCCUGGGAGCCCGAGGAACUACUAAAACACAGCCAGGAAGAGAUCAAGCGCUUCAACCAGGCUAGACUCAGAAAGGCUCGUGACGCCGCCAAAAGCCUUUAA